GACGGAGCUUACGCCAUUCCAGGAAGUCUACUGGGGCCGCGGGGCGGGGCUUCAUAUGGGCCCCGCCCACAUCUCCUAGUUGUCAUAGUGACACUGAGAGUGCUGAAGUUGGUGUCUGUUAGACUCUAGCUGUUAACAUGCAGUACACCGGGAGCAAAUAUAUCGGGGCAUACAAAAAUGGGAGGAUGGAGGGCAAUGCAGAGUACAUCCUCCCUACUGACACGAGAUACGUCGGGGAGAUGAAGGACGGCAUGUUCCACGGAGAUGGAACCCUGUUCUUCCCCAGUGGGAGCCGAUUCGACGCCAUCUGGGAGAAGGGACUGGUGGUGUCGGUAUCUCUCAGCUCACCAACAUGGACCCACCCAGAAAAAUCCCCCCUGGCUACUAUGACUGUGGAGAUGGCUUCUAUAACCCCAUGACCAGGGUCAUCAAGGAUUACCGGAACCGCUUUCUGAGAAAUGCAGGUAAGUGUGUGCUGACACCUUAGACACUCAAUCUUUAGCUGCAGAGAUGGCUGCACAAGUGUGUGCACGUGCAUCUGUUAAGAAAGAGACAAGUGUGGGUUAUCUGACAUCUCUGAGAAUUCAAGGCUGGUAAACCUGUGUAUGGCCUCAAAGUAAGAGCAAAAGCACUCAUAGCUCAACUGUGAUAGCACCAGAGUGUGCUGCUGAGAGAUUAAAGAGCAUUCUGUGGCAUCCAUCCCUUUAUCUAGCAUUAGUUGACUCCAAGUCAGACAGAGGGGGAAGCACAGCCUGGCCAGAAAGGAGUAGUUCCUUGUUGCAGAAAGGCUGGCUGCCCCCAGCUGGCUGACCUUCAUUGCAGAACUUCAUUUUAGUGAGGGACCCCAAGGCCAAUCAGCUUCACAGUGACCUAACUCCCAGGAGACGAUGGACAAAAGUGUGGGUGUUUCUAUAACACAUACGGGGUCACAGUUGUUUUUCUGGAGUCAUAGGCCCAUCAAGGUAACAACAGCUACAGACCUUCUCAAAGACAUGUCCACACAUGUACAGUCACACACAUGUAUAAUCACACACACAAACACACACACACAAAGAGAGGGUGUCAGAGAGACAAAACAGAGAGAGAGAGAGAGACAGAGAGAGAGACAGAGAGACAGAGACACAGAGACAGAGACACAGAGACACAGAAAGAACAUACACAAAGAGAGUAACAAAGCCGGACAGACAGCCAGACAGACAGAGCGAGGGUGAGACCUGCAUAUGCUGUUAAGGAGGCUUCUGUGGAGAAGCCUCUCUGUGGUAAGGAAGUAACAAGUUGAGCAAUGGCUCCAUGCGGUGGCUAGCACCUCCUUCCCCCAGAGACUUCAGUGAGGAUGUCAUCAGAACGUUGCCUGUAGGGCUGCCAUGAGAGCUGAGGAACUAUAAGGUGAUCCCAAGACUUGGAUCCAGAACUUCUCUGAAAGGAGCAUGCUGCAUUUUUAGAUCUGGGGCUCAGGCCUGCAUUUCCCUCGUGAAGCUGUGGACACUGCCUUAGGACCAAGUAGGCUUCAGAAAGCCACCUCAGCCAGUGCUAAGCAGGGCAAUUUCCCAAAGGGCCUAUCAUGAAUUCCAACCCUUCUUAAAUACCCAUUUAUGGUACCAUUUGCUUAUGGCCAUCAGGUGUGAGAAGGAACUCUGUCUUCUCAUUUGUAUCAGUCAGAAAAUGGUCAAGAAAAUGGGAAGAAGUGCCUGUCGGGAGCUGGGCUUAACGGCUGGCUAGUGUGGAGAAAGCACCAAGAGGGACAGUAGGGAAAGUCACACACGAAGCAGCUCGGGGCCUAGGGUCAAGAGCAACAGUGGGGUCACAGGAAGUGAGUGAAAGCACUAAGGAGUGCAACCUGGGGCUCAGAGAAGGGGCACUGCCUUUCUACUGUCCUUCUACAAAUGUGAGGAUACUGGCACCCCCUCUUAACAGGAAAAAUAGAAGCCCGAAGACCUGCACCAUGUUCAAUUAAUAUGAAUUUCUAAUCAGUCCUCCUGAAGAAUCUAUAACCAGUCAGCCAGUGUCUGUUGUUCUAUGAAAUCCUUGGGGGUGCAUGCGUGCCUAGGGGGAUACACAGAAAGACCAAGGCUGUGGACAUUGGUAAACCUACACAGAGAAGCUAGGGGAGGGACUAUCAUCCCUGCAUCUUUGAUGGGGGAUAAGGCUGAAGAUAACAUUUAUAAAUCUUUCUUCUGCUUUCACACCACACCCUCUUAGCCCCAAGCUUACAUUACCUCUAAUCUAGUUUUUUUUGUUUGCUUGAAACCUGGCAAGGUGACCUAAACUGUCAUUUACAAAGGGUCUGAAUCCUGAGAGUCUUGCCAAAGUGUCCAAACAAAGUAUCCAGUCUGACCGUUCAGUUGGUCAACUCCAUGUCUGUUAAGUUUCUACCAGCAGCAGAAGUGUGAAGGAGUAUGUUUUCUACAUAGUGCUUCCUUUGCUGGACUGUAAAACAAGUUAGCCCAGCAACCAGGGGCAGUCACUCCAGCCUGUACAGCACUCCCCUCUGGGCUAAGUUCAUUGGAGCCAUCAUUGCAUCUCCUGACAGAACCAUGCUCCCUCGGGAACUGGGGAACCGAGACCUAUGAACUAGGAAAGUUCAAAGCUGCAGAGCAAAAACUCUCCCUAGAGCAUGUCAUGGUGCACAGGCAUGCCUCAGCACCAAACCUGGGGCUGUCCCAAUAGCAGGAAGCUAGCACACCGCAGAUGCUUACCACAUAGGUAUGAGGCAGGGCUGAUGGAUCUCAGAGGUGGCGAGUACUUGUCUAGUAUGCACAAGGCCUUUGUUUCAAUCCUGAGGGCAACGGAGAAACUAAGGAUCUGUAAACCAGAUAAAUCAAGGAAUGCAUGUGAGCUCUGAGUCUGUAUUGGGGGCGGGGGAGGUAUGUCUCUUUCUCGUCACAAGUAUGUUUGACUAUGAAAUUCACUGGGAAGUGGGGCAGUAAGAACAUUUUGCAGAAGUAAGGCUAUAUGCUGUAUAUUCUGGAGCAUCCCGGAGCACUGUGUGCUUGUUACAUUUUUCUACAGUUACAGUAGAAUGCACGUGAUUCAGUUGAAGCUUUUCAGGUUGGAAUUCUAUUCUAGUGCUAUCUCCCCAGAGUGGCAUCCUGGUCCAAUGAAGAGUCACAGCCUAAUGUUCAAGACAGACACAGAAGCACGCAAUUGCAAUAUAGUGGGAUAUAAUUGCAAUAUAGUGGGAUAUGGACCCCAACGGGCAGACGCUGCGGAUAAGUGGGGGAUGGAGGAGAGGGGAAUAGGUUGAAAUAGAUAAGAAGGAGUCUCAGAGGUAAUGGGUCUUAAAGGAUGAAUGAAUGGCCAGGGGUGCAGUUUGGACCGUAGAGUGCCUGUCUCAUAUGCAUGAGGCCGCAGUGCACAUGACGUGGUGGCUCACGCCUGUAUCCCAGCACUUGUGGGGUAGCAUCGGGGGUACCAGGAGGGCAUGCGUGAUCCUCACGUGUACAGAGUUUGAGACCAGCUUGGUCAAAACAAACAAACAAACAAACAAACAAACAAACGAUGGAGAUACAGUGACUACAAGAGCCAGAAAGUCAGGGAAGGGCAUUUCAGGCAGAGAGAAUGUGUAAAGACGGGGAAGCAUAAAAAUGCACGUCAUGAUUGGAGAACCAGAAUGUUCCAGAAGCCGUUCUCACUGGCAUACUUAAACUUGGGGGCACUGGAAGACGGGCACUUAUGGCUUGCUCGGCAGGUGUUUACUAACACUUGCUGCGGGUCUGGAUCUGGCACAGUGUGUGGAUGAGCAGUGCCCCAGACUCUUCCCCAGGGAGCACGAAAGACUCUCGGAGAGACAGCGUUCCUGACAAUACAGAGUUGCUGCCACCACACACGGGAGGAACACCCAACCCUGGAGGUGAGCAGGCCAGGGUGGCUUCACAGAACACGGAGAGACACCAAACACAGCAGGGCUGGGAAGAAUGUUAAAAGGCUUCGAGUUGGGAGAGGAUAUCUGACACGGGGAACUACAGUGGCUCAGGGCACGAACUAAGAGAAUAUAUACUGACAGGAAGUGUGCGGGGAAGGGGCAACUGGGGCUAGGGGCUGUUUCGGGCUGGUGGCACAGCUCCGGAUUUAUCCUUUAGAAAGACUCAUUUGCAUAGAAAGAAAAGAGUAAAGGAAUUAACAUCAGAUAGGAGAUCUUCAGGUGAGAUGGUUAGGCAGGAGAAGACAACUGAAAGGCCCCUCAUAUAGGCCCAGGCUGGGGACCCACUGAAACCUGGGUCAGAGUUCUGGCUCUCUGAAUGCUGGACUCUUCCCUCUCUGGCUUCCUUCCUUCCUUCCUUCCUUCCUUCCUUCCUUCCUUCCUUCCUUCCUUCCUUCCUUCCUUUUCUGUAAAUGAAAUAGUUGGUCUGGGUAAUCCCAAGUGUCCUUCUGACCUUAAGAGUCUGUAAUGGAGAGAAACAGAACCCAGGAGUAUUUUGGUCCAGAUGUAAGCAGGUAAAGUUUGGAGUGUCCAGAACACCACUAACGGGGAUCUCACUGACCAUCUAGUCAUUAUCCUGACUCCCCUCCUCAUUUGAAGAAUGACCUGCACUGCUCUCCACCUAAUCUCCAUGGGCCCUCUCCCUACAUCCCAAUGUGCCAUUCACAGUACUGCCAUCUGUGACCUGGGGCCUGAUCUGCUGGCCUGAGGGCCCGAUGUGGCCAUUCCCCUCUCUCACACAGUUUGCUGAGUGUAGGAUGGCUGGGGGUUGGUAUAACUGACCCGCCCAGCGCUGGGCAUUCAGAGUCCCAUAUGUCCAGCACAUGGACUAGCUAGCGUCUCUGCUUUUAACCACUACCCAGUGCUUAAAGAAGCUCCUCUGACCAAAGCUGAGACCAGCACGCGUAUGUGAGUAUAGAUAUUUAGUAUGCAGUUUGGAAGUAUGACCGUUUGGUAAAAUGACAGCUGUAGGUCAUGGUCCCCUCCUGUCCUGGCGCCAUCUGUCUUUGGUCACACACACACACACACACACACACACACACACACACACACACACACACACACACAUCACUAUUGUAAGAUACAGGGGGUCCAGCCUGUACUUUCUCCCCCAGCAGCCUGUAGGUACUGUCUGGCGAUAUCUAAACUAUCCAGCGGGAAAAGUUUCUUAGUCAAUCUGAAGUUGGUUUCCCUGUGGACACUUACUCUGAAGGAAGUGAUGGGCUGAAGCCCUAGUGAAGAGUGGGUGGGUAGGGUUCAGUUGGUUGGUUUGGGGUUGUUCCCCCCACCCCACCACUGCCUUAAAUUCUUCCCUCCGAAGCAAGCUGCAGGUCUCACUAAGCAGCCACAGCGGUUUGCUAAACCACAAAUGUACAUGAAGAUCCAAAUUGUCUGGAUGUGGACUUUAAAGAUGGCUUUGUUUUUGUUUUUACUGUGGACAGUGUGUUACUGCCACAUUAUGUCUGUGCACCACUUUCCUGCCUGGUGCACACAGAGGCCAAAAGAGGGCAAUAGAUCCCCUGGAAGGAUAGUUACAGUUGAUUGUGAGCCACUGAGGGUGCUGGGAAUGGAACCCAGGUCCCCUGGAAGAGCACCCAGUGCUUUUAACCAGUAAGCCAUCUCAACAGCCCCAAGAGAUGCCUUCCGUAACUGAGAGGACUGUGGCAACUGCAUUACUGUGAAAAUUAGCCCUUCUUUUGAGGCAACAUCUUACUAUGUUGUUCAGAUGAGUCUUGAACUCCUGGGCUCAUGCCAACCUCCUGUUAAGCCUCUGGAUGUAUUACCAGCAUGCAAGCUGUGCUAGGCUUUUAGAUAAUUUAAAUUCACUCUUGUACUCAUUAAGAAAAGUUUUGAAAGCCUCCAGAAUUCCAAGAGAUCAGGCGGGCAACCUGGGCCCGCUUGAAUUUGGCUCUUAGUCCAUGACAGUUAGUUUUAAAUGUCAACUUGACACAAUGGAGGAUCACCUAGGAAGAGAGCAUCAGUGUGGACAUGUCUGUAGGGGAUUAUCUUGAUUGUGUUAAUUGAGAUAAGCAGAGCUUUCUAGUGUGCACGGCACCAUUUCCUGGGUGGGACUGUCAGGGUGGAGAAAGCAAACCGAGCAGUAGUAUGGUGGAUCUAUUAAUUCACUGUUCUCUGUCCUUGACCGGGUGUAACUCGACCAGUUCUCUCAAGCUCCUGCCAUCUUGUCUUCCCAGAACUGUGGGCCAAAUAAAUCCCUUCUCCCUUAUGUUGCUUCUGUAAGGUAUUAUGUAUAUCACAGCACCAGGGAAGGCACAGGCCCUUGGGCCCAUCAGGGGUGAACUUCCUUGUGACUGCCAGGCAUAACACAGGCCUGUGUGCAUGUGUGUUCUUUACACACGCAAAAUGCUCAAUACUCUGCUUCCUGUUCCGUGCUGGCUGGUAGGCACUAGACUGAUUCCAUACCUCCCUCCAAGGACUGUUGGAGGCAGCCUUUCCUGGCCUCCCUCCCUCCACUGCCCACCUGACUCCCACUCCUCACAGCCCCCUAGGUUUCUCAAGCAGUGUUUAGCCUGUGACACUGAAGUAUCCAUACUUGGGAGCUCAGGAGACCAGGGGCUCUGUGACUAUGCCUAACUUACUACGGAUCUUAGCAUCUCGGGUGAGCUGAUGGAGUCUUUGUAAAAGAAAAGACAGGCAGGCAGAGCUAUUCCUCCCACAGCUGGCUCGCAUAUUCUCCCACUGAAAUCGAACUAAAGUUCAAUUCCCUGUGCACAGCAGACGGACAGCUCACUAAUUUGAACAAAAGCAGUCCAUUAUGUUUCUGUGUAGCACCAAGGUUUCAAACCCCCUUACUGCCCACCACAGGUCAUGAUCCAGGGUCUCUUGGGCUAUACCUAAUCUGCAGAGGUUGGGUUUGUUUGGUCCAAUGCUGGAACUGGAUUGGGCUUGAGCUACUGGGUGGGGCACACACUACUUGGGUCCCUGCUACAUAACCCCAGUGGCCUUGGUCAUUUCUGUCCACCUUAAAGCCUCUGCUCAUGCUCUCUGGGCUUCAUGAAAACCUCCUGUGCACGUUGGCAGCUGAAAUUGGGAUGUCCUAUGAUUAGAAUGUCAGGCCUCAGAGUGGCAGAUGACCCACUGGUGACAGUGGAAUUGUUCCAUGUCCCCCAGCAGUGAUCUUUCCAUUCUGCCCUGGAGCAUUCUGUGGUUGAGACAGACAGUAAGCUGUAAGUAAUAGCCACUGAGCACGGUUACUGUAUACACCCCUAAGCACAGCAAGUACAACCAAACAGGCUUGUCUAGGAGGACCUUUUAUCCAGUGGGGGAAAUGAGGACUUAGUGGUGUAGUGAUUAAAAUCCACAGGGCUUGGGAGCUCACUUUUCCUCUAAGAGCCUCGGUUUCCUCAUCUAUAAAAUGGGUAUGGUGCCAGCAUACCUAUCUGAAGGAGCUGUGGGGAGGGAGGCUAAGUAUCUGGGCACACAGCCUGCACCUGGCCCAGACAGGUGCUCCGUGAUUAGUGGGUUGAGGCUGCCGCUGCGAUGAUUACUAAGUCAGGCUGCAGGAAGGAGGGGUGAGUUGGGCCCUGGAGCUUAUUAUGUUUUCUCUGGGUGCUGAGGAGCACAGAAGCCUCUUGGGAGGUGAGGGUGAUUGUCGAUGCUAAUCUUGCUGACUCCUCAGGGUUCUGCCUGGGAAAUGAAAUGCUGCCGGGAGUUUGGGGUCCGCAGCCCCUUACUCACAGCAUUCAGAGCUCCAGGCUCAAUUCGUUUGAAGACCUACUGUCCCCCACCCUCCUCCAUGUGCUCUACACCACAUUCAAGUCCACCCAGGCUGCCAGCCCUCCAUUAGUGAGCAUCCACAGACUGCCUUUCCUUCUUUCUUCUCUACCUGCCCCAGGCCUCCUCUUCUCUUAGUGCUCAGCCAAGAGCCAAAGGCCAAGGUCUCUGUCUGUUACUGCUGCAGAGUGGUUUUCCCUGCACACUCACCACCCAGAUGAGCUCAUUGGGGAGGAGUCUGCACACACACACACACACACACACACACACCACACACACACACACACACACACACACACACACACACACACACAUACACACACACACACCGUGCUUAGGACCUGCUUCUCCCAUGAUCUAUUCAUCUGCAAUGUGAUAGCUGGUGUCUGACAGGUUAACAACUUCCUCAUGGGGGACUGGAGAGAGGUCUCAGCAGUUUAAAUCAUUUGCCACUCCUGCAGAGGACCUGAGUUCAGUUCCCAGCCCCACGUAAUGGCUCACAACCUUCUCUGUAACUCAAGUUCCAGGGAAUCUGACACCUUCUUCUGGCUUGUGUGAGCACCAGACACAUAUGUGGAGCACAGACAUCAGGCAGGCAAAACACUCACGCACAUAAAAUAAAAAACCAAGUCUUUUGAAAACAGAACUCGUUUCUGGUUGGUCACACAGCUGUUAACAAAGUUAGGCCAAACCCCAAAGUCUGUUUGCUAUGGUUCAAAUGUAGACACUGUCCCUCACAGGCCCACAGGUGAAGAAGCCUUGGGCCCCAGGUCGUGUCAUCAGGAGGUGGGUCCCUAGGGGAGGGCCUUAGGUCACUGGAAGCAUGCCAUCGAGAGGCCUUGUGAGAACUCAGUUCCAGUUUCUCUGCUUGGCUUUCUGGCUUGCAGUUUCACAGUCUGCCCUUCACAUGCUACCCUGUACUGAGGCCCAAAGCCACCAGGCUGCUGAUCUUGGACUGGAACCUUUUACAACAUGAACUAAAUAGACUUUCUCUCUUUAUAAGUUAAUUGCCUCCAUUAUUUUGUUACAGUCACAGGAAGCUGGUUAAUUACACUAUUCUUUCAUCUUGCCAGUUUGUGCACAAAUUCACUUUGUGCUCAUCGAUCCCCUCCGUAGACAGGGUCCUGCCUGAUUCUUAAUUGUUCCUCUGCAAAAGACAGUCACUGGAACCCACCUAGAGCUCAGCAAGGAGCCUACAUGGGUGAAAUGGUCCACUCUAGAAGCUUAAGACAAAGCCUCCACGGCCUCCCAAAUUAAAUGUCACCUUACUUGAAAAGAGGUCCUUUAUACACUGCAACCCAAUAUAGGAGCAUUUGAAGAUAUCAUGAUGAUUACCUCUAAUGCAAUGGAACCCAAGAGAUUAACUAAUGAUGCCCCUGUCCACCCCUUGCCUUCCCCCUUCUCAGGAAGAACAAGCCAAAGUCACGCCGGCAUUUUGUUCGUGCGUCUCUUUCCUGUAGCUGUUGCUUGCCUCGUGCGUGCGUGGUACUAGUAGUAAUCACUUUGGAGAGAACUGUACCACUAAUCCUUACUCCCUCCCCCCAAUUAAUGACACCCCAUGCGAGCAUCUCCACUGAAAGGCGCAUUAUUAAUAUUCAAGGGAAAAAAACCCUUGUAACCAUUUUAACAGAUACAGCUAACAAUGAACUAAAUUUGCUUUGUGCAAGACAGAGAGUGAGCAUCCCAAAUUAGUUUAUGUGAAAGCUGAAAUCCUCCCCUGAAAGGUCUCAGUACCAUCCUCAAAGAAUAUCCGGAUCAUCAGCAGUGCCGUGAAGAUUCCCGCCAACAUUAUCCCCUUUGUUGUCUGAAAUGUGGAAUCAAGCACAUCUGGCAAAUGUCCUGGAGCUCACGAAUCUCUCAAACGGCGGCGGCUAAUUCCCAGUGGUGAGAGAGAGCGAGCGCCACUGCCUAAUCGUGCUGCUCUUCAAAACAGCGCCGACUUUCCUUCAAUCACAAACAAUGGCUUUGCUUUCUUAAAAAUAUCACACGCCAGUGAUUAUUUGCAGAGAGGCCCAUUUUUACGCUUGAACCUGUGGGUCCCAGACAGAAUUCAAAAUUAAGACCAAGGACCUCAUCUGAAUGUCUGCUCAGUUCAGCGGGCAGUGGGAAGGAAGACUGUGACCUGGCUUGUGCGGUCUGGAGACCUUGGGAGGGAGGUGAAGAGGAAGAUGGUGAUGAGCGCUAUCACUGAAUGAACAUCUACCAUCUUGUAGGAGAGGCGUCCCGUCAGCUACAUCUGACAAACUGAGGCUCACUGAGGUUAAGGGAUCCUCACCCCCCAGCCCCAGCCCUGAAAUUCAGCAUAUGUGGGAGUCACACUUGGGCUUAUCUGCUUUCUCUUUCCACUCUGCCAAGCCUGUUCCCAGGGACCUGGCCGGCGUGUCACCCCAGCGGACUUUAGAAUAUGUCAACUGUAGACCGUAGACCUGAAAACUGAAGGCCACCUUGUUGUUCUGAAGUUUAAACCAGUUGAAAUCUGUAACUGUCCUAAAUGCCCAACAGGAGGGGGCAAAGGAGCCUGCGGGAUAUGCUUAUGACAGUUUUCCUGAGCUCCCCUGCUGUGUCUCCAGCACAGGCCUCCACCUCAUAUGACACCAGCAGCCUCGAUGUGGCUCUCCGGAUCAUUCCUACUUUGCAGAUGGUGAGAUUGAGGGGAGGUAAAAUUCCUGGCUCCGGGUCAGCAGAGCUGGAAUUAAAAACCCAGGUAGCUCCAAAGCUAGAUAACAAUGGCAUUUGGGGUGGCUCUGAGCGAGAACAUGGGGUUAUCACCAGUGACCGAACCAAGGGCUUUCCCAGAGCCAGAGAGAACAGCUGAACCACACAGAUGGCUACUUUCGCCUAAACAAGUCCUCUGCUUACUUUAUGCUCAAAACCCGAGUCCUCCAGUGCUACGGAAAGCCAAGCCUCCUCUAAACUUGAAGCAGCUUCUUCUCGCACGAGGGCCCAUCCCAUGCCUGACCCUCACACCAUCAACGGUGGUCCAGCCAGGGCUAGAACCCUGAUUUCCCACUGCUGAUCGCAGCUCCUGCCCUAAACCCAUGCUACCUCUCCAUGGAGCCUCCCUGGGGUUUUCUGUAAAAUGGCCAGUGAGGCUCCCACACAGCCCCUCCCACCAGCAGCUCUCUAGCAAGACAAAAGGCAAUUUACCCAAAUGUUAUAAUCACCUGGAGGCUGGCAAGCAGGGGCAUCCCUGCUUUAUCUGUGGUAUUGUCAGCAGCACUAUAAUGAGAGCUUUGUGGAGGGAUAAUAUCACACUUGUAACUGCCAGAUAAAAUGCCCCCACAGAUCACAUAUCCCUCCAGCAGACAUGGGUAUCUGCCUCAGCCGAAGGCAUAGGAAGGGGUGUUAGGGACACUGAAACCUCCACUGGGCCAGCAACUCACCCCAUCCCCAGCCUUUGAGGAAAUACUCUUUUCCUUACUUGACAGAUGGGGAAACUGAGGCUCAGAGGGUAUGUUAUGCUAACAAUCCCCCCCCUCAUUAAAGUGAAGAGCCAGCCUUUGAACCCAGACCUCUCUGAUAAUAUGGAUAAAGCUAUAGACCCUAUCCCUGAAAGAUACUGUUGAAACCCACCAAGAGAAAUUGAUCAAGACAGGGGAAGAUUGGCCAUCUGGAAGCAGCCACCCACGGGUCCCUGUCAAGAUCCACGUUUGGCAAUGACAGCCUGCUGGGGUGUUAUCCCCCCCUGGCUUGCAGAAUUGCCCACUGUCACUUUCUCACCUCACUACUCCAAAGGCCUUGGAAAUUCCCCUCUAGCUUUGGGAUGGGGAACUCUGGUAACAGUGCCUCCCUGCCCCCAUGGCAGCCUCCUGGAGGCAUCCAGAGGCCUCAGCUUCCCCUUCCACAGCUGGACAAGCUUGGCCAGCACAGUUUUCUUUGUCUCCUUUAAUAGAAGUAAACGCAAGACCACAGAUCAUGGGCAGAAGCCUCACUUCUCUUCCUCAGUCUGGGGUACUUAGCAGAAGCCCACACCUUACCUCAGGCCUGACCCAGGAUGUACAGUCAGCUCUUGGAGCUGCUGCUUAUAAGCUAGAUAAUGGUGGACAGGUAGCUCACCUGCCCUAAAUCCAGAUUCCUUAUGUGAAAAGUGGGACAGUAAAGGACCCGUCUUAUAGAAUUGUCUCAAGCAUGAAGCUGACGCAGGCAGUCUAGUGGGAACAGUGCGGCUCUGCCAUGGCAUAGUGCAUCCCAGUGAUCACCACCAUGGUGAGUAUUUUGUGCCAGGGAUGAAGAAGUAGGUGUGCCCUUCGCACCUCACACUCAGUGAGGCAGGAUGCCAUUGCAGCCUGUUUUCUCUGACCUCCACCCAGUUAGUUGCCUUUGAUGUCACUUUCAAAACUGAACCAGUGGUCUGCUGCUAGCAGAUCUCUCCUUAGUAUUUGGCUUUGGAGCAUGGGCCUCUCAUCCUCACCUUUCUUAUCUACUUAGAACUUCAGACCCCCCAACCCAGCACCCCUUGGUCCUUUUCUGAACCCCUGUGUGCAUGAGGGCUGUUCCCAACACCCCAAAUCAGUGUAGGGACCACACAGCAGGCGCAGUAUCCCAAGUGCUCAGAUAAACCACAGAUGACACGUGGAAAGCAGUCCACCACACUUCCUGUGGCCCGUGCUGUCCAUGUUCACGUUAAUUUAAAAUAUUAACUCUUCUAAAACCAGGAAUGCCCUCAUUUCUCUGGUACCCAGCUCAGUGUUCUGUGCUGGAUGUAUGAAUGUGUCCUGUGUGGUUGGGAUAAUAGCCCGGAGAAUGAGGUGCUAAGGUUGGCCUUAAAGAGCAAGAGCCGGGCUUUGUUAAAUGGAAGGGAAGGAACGGCAGGGCAGGAGCACAGGAUGCCAGGUCCCUAAGAUGUGGCCCUGGGGCCAGUUUGUGUGUCAGAGGCUGGGGGUGGAGUCCAAGGGGACUUCGGGAAGGAUGACCAGGGUGUCUGAGUAGGUCUGGACUGUGCAUUCAAGCAGGGGACAAAGUGGGAGCCUGAAUGCUGGUUAGUGGGGUUGACUUCAAUCCCCAGGCAGUAAACAGCCAGGACAGGAGCUGCAGAGGGCUUCUCAGGAAGUGGGGCACAGCCAUGGGCUGCAGCUUCGAAGUCAGGCAUGGUUCUAUCCUGGCACCACCGUGAACAUGGAGAGAGGCUUUGGCUCUCUGACCCUCACUCCCCUCCCCUGUGAGCCGAGGAUGGAGCGCUGACCUGCAACACCGGUGUUGUUGAGUACUUCACAUCCCUCCUGGUUACCCCCACUGCCCCAGCCUAAUCCAGCCUUUGACAUCUGCCAGUACUAGCUGGCUUCCAUCAUCCACAUACAGUUUAACUCAUCCUUCCCCAGUGACAGCUCCCAGUGCACAGCAAACCUCAAAGUCACUAUCCUCUCCAUUUCAAUAUAUCGGGCCCUCAUUUGACUGCAAUUCUCUUACACUGGCCAUGAUUUCUGGGGAGGGGUGUGUAAAGCAGAGAACUCUGGCAAAAUGAAGAGACGGAACCUGCAAAAGGAUUUCAAGGAUAAUAACAUUGUUUUGACUUCUAGAAUUAAUAACUCAUCAAGUUUGAAUGCAUUAACCGUACUGCUUAUUUAUUUAUUUCGGUCUUGGCAUUUCCUUUAUUUCCACGCCUCUUACGUGUAUCUGAAUGGACCUUAGCAAGCUUGUGAGUGCUGGGUUCCCCAGGGGUGAUGUCCUAAUCCACUCCCAGGAGGAUACUCCACAAUAGACUGAGACCUACGAGCAGCCUAAGGCCCUCCACCUGCCUGCAGCACGCCAUGCCUGGGCAGUGACUUCUCAGUCAAUAUUGACAGUACUGAGGUCUUUGCCUCUGGCCACCACUGCCAGAGAACUUCAAAGCCUCCUUUUUAGUUGGGAGUUGUGACAGGAACACCAGGCACGGUGGCAUUGGUCCAUCCCCACCACCUCAUGCAUUUGUGCAUUUGAACUGAAGGUGGGGCAGAGCUAUGGGGCAGACACCUGCCAUGGGUUGAAAGUCUGAUUUAGUGUGAAUCUCCAUCAGUUGUGGACUCCUGUUUGCUUUGACCCCAGGGGUAAGGGACAGUGUCCCAGGCAGAGGUUCCCUCUCUCAGAGCCUGGCCUGGCCCUGGCCCGCUGCCAGUCUGGCCUUUAGGGUGAUAAGGUUGGCAGUGCCUCUUCCAUGUGCCUGUGAUCACACACAGUCAGACUUCAGAUACACAGUCACUGCCAUGCUCAGUCAGCCCCACACAUGUCACACAUGCACCAGAGUUCCACGCCUUAGAGUAUGCGCACAGCACCCUCAAACCUAACCACUGGCACACUCACAGGCACACAGCUGUAUGCUGAGAGCAACUGGGUAGACCUGGGCGUUCGUGCCGGUGUACAUGCUAGCGCCUUCCUGGUUCGUGCCGGUGUACAUGCUAGCGCCUUCCCGGUUCGUGCCGGUGUACAUGCUAGCGCCUUCCCGGAGCCUUCCUCUGCUUCAAUAAAGAAGGAAGUCACUUCAUCACCCAAGCUUUCCUUCUAGUAAGUGAUGGCAACUCCAUCUGUCUCACUGAGAGAGGAUGAGCGCGUGUGCGCUCUCUCUCUCUCUCUCUCUCUCUCUCUCUCUCUCUCUCUCUCUCUUUCUCUCUCUCUCUCUCUCUCUCUCUCUCUCACACACACACACACACACACACACACACACACACACACACACACACACACACACACACA
This is a messenger RNA of Rattus norvegicus (Norway rat), 14320 nucleotides long. The record is from RefSeq and is a predicted model, not a curated record. NCBI's taxonomy places the organism in Eukaryota, Metazoa, Chordata, Mammalia, Rodentia, Muridae.